This is a messenger RNA of Aphis gossypii (cotton aphid), 872 nucleotides long. Its product is annotated as THAP domain-containing protein 2-like. Gene Ontology annotation, molecular function: sequence-specific DNA binding. The coding region runs from base 150 to 845 and encodes 231 amino acids. The record is from RefSeq and is a predicted model, not a curated record. The transcript has 4 exons. NCBI's taxonomy places the organism in Eukaryota, Metazoa, Arthropoda, Insecta, Hemiptera, Aphididae.
AGUUAUCACUUAUCACUUUUCGUUUAUCAAUCAUUCAAAUUUCGUGCCUUUUUAAAUUGUCAUUUUAAAUAUUCAAAUUUUUGUGCUUUUUUUAAUUGUCAAUUAUUUGAAUAUUCAAAUUAUUUAACUUUUAUUAACAAUUUAUUAUAAUGGUGCACAUAUGCGUGGUGUACAAAUCAAAAUCCAAUACAAAUGUAAAAUUAUCUUUCCAUUUAUUUCCUAAAGAUGAUAGGCGAGGUGCCUGGAUGCAGGCUUUUGGGCUUACUGAGGUCAGUAAUUGGCAUCGUGUAUGUCCUAAGCAUUUUGAUGAGGAACAUUUUAUCAGUAGUGGAGGCCGGAUGAUCCUUUUAAGCGAUGCUGUUCCCCUUGCUUCUAAAAAUGCUACUUCUACAACCAGUUUAAAUUCACCAUUGUCCCAAACAUUAGAACAUAACAAUGAUACAUUUAUGGAAGAUUCACCAGUGAAUGCCAAGAGAAAAUUAUUUGAUUCUAUUUCACCUCUUGCCAAAAAAAAUUCAAAAUCCAGUAAUUCUACUCGUUUUGGGGACCUUAGCAUUAAUGAUUUUAGUAGUCCUAAUAGAGCACGUCGCCAUUUUCCUCUUGUCCAAUCAACCAUUUCAGGUCUUCGCUCAAAAACUAAAAAUUUGAUGGAAAAAAAUCGUCGUUUACAAACUAAGGUCCAAUCCUUGAAAUCAAUAAUUUCUGAUUUGCAGUCAAAUUGUUAUAUUUCAGAUGCUGCAGCAGACAAUUUGAAGGUGAAUUUGGAUAUGUUGAUUGUUAAUGUUGUUAUUUGUGUUUUGUAUAUGUUUAAGUGUUUUUUUUUCAAUAACCAGAUCUGCCAUUAAUAUAAAAUAAAAUCUUUUAUGUACAAA